UUGCUAGGGAUGAAUCGAUCUGCAUACUGUCCUACUCAGGCCUCGACCGAUGAAUGUUGCCAUACCUACCUCACAUACCUCUUCACAGCCGAUGACAUCGAGACAAUGGUUGACUUGUGAACUGAUCCAGUCACUUUCCUGUGUUACUUAUUUGCGUUCAGCCCCUACGCGUCCGUUUGUUCUGUCUGACGCCUGCGCAACGAAUACCCAGUAUUCUCUUUCAUUUUGGAGCGCUUUGAAUUGCCUCUGCCUCUGGGAGGUAUAAAUAGCUCCGCCCUCUUGCGACCUUGGCCGUUCAGUCCUAGCGAAUUACCCUUUAUUAUUAUUAUUAUUAUUAUUGAGUUUCUAGACCAACGAGAACGAAAAUCGACAUCAUGAUGCUAAAACCCGUUGCUUUGGCCCUGGCGGCCCUUCAAUGCGUUGCGGGUCUUCGUUUUGCGAUGUAUAUCGAUGAAUACCACACCGAGGGCCUUCCUGGCAGCAACACGACCCAGGGCAUCACGCAUGCGAUUAUGGGCUUUGCCAAAUCCACUGACUUCAACACUGAUUCAGGGUCGUCGUUUGAGCCAUUUGAGCCAGUCGAAACCAUGCGCAAGCGUUUUGCGCCUGACACAAAGGUUUUGGUUGCGAUCGGUGGAUGGGGUGACACGGAGGGUUUCUCGAAGGGUUCAAAGGACGAUGCCUCCCGGAAACGGUACGCGAAGAACGUCGCGAAGAUGCUGGACAGCAAGGGAUUUGACGGCGUUGAUGUCGACUGGGAGUACCCUGGUGGAAACGGUCAAGACUACAAACAGGUCCCAAACAAGGACAAGGUUGGCGAGAUCGAGGCGUUCCCGCUGUUCAUCCAGGCUCUUCGUGAGGCAAUCGGCAAUGAUAAACUCCUCACCAUCGCGACUCCGGCUAAGAGAGAGGACAUGAUCGCGUACACAGAGGAAAACGGACCCAAGAUCUGGCCGUCUGUGGACUUUGUCAACGUCAUGUCGUACGACUUGAUUAACCGCCGCAACAACGUGACGAAGCAUCACUCCAGCGUGGUCGACUCGCACGAUACCAUCAAGGCGUAUCUUGAUAUUGGAGCGCCACCAGAGAAGCUCAACCUUGGGAUUGCCUACUAUAUGAAAUGGUUUACCACCCAGGAGAACGCAGAUUGCGACACUCACCCCAUUGGAUGCCCAACUGUGGAAAUGGAGACCGCCAACGGAGAAGACAACGGGAAGUCUGGCACCAUCACGUUCGAAACGAAGAGCAUGGCUCCACCGCCGAAAGACUUGAAAGAGUCGACUGACCAAAAAUGUGGUCUCGAGGCCAAAGCCAAGUGUCCUGCUGGGUCCUGCUGCAGCAUCUACGGAAAUUGUGGCACGGGAGAUGACUUCUGUGGGACCAACUGUGAUUCUAACUACGGCGAGUGCAAGGGAGUGUCGAUUCAAGGCUCACUGCAAAGCGCGCUCAAGGACGGCAAGACCGACGAGGAAGCGGGCGGCCAGUACUACAUGGACGUGAAGAACAACCUGUUCUGGACCUGGGACACACCCGAAUUAAUCACCCGCAAGUUCAAGGAUAUUGUGGACGCCGAGAAGCUGGGAGGUGUUAUGGCGUGGAGCUUGGGAGAGGAUACAUACAAAUGGGAGCAUCUGAAGGCGAUGCAGGCAGGAGUGGCCGAGCGCGGUGGCAACUCCAAGGCUCGCGAGGACUCUGAAUUUUAAUUGUGAAUUAAGUUUGAGAG
Aspergillus versicolor CBS 583.65 is the source of this 1723-nucleotide messenger RNA. RefSeq lists its product as uncharacterized. Gene Ontology annotation, cellular component: extracellular region. The record is from RefSeq and is a predicted model, not a curated record. Bases 375 to 1703 code for a protein of 442 amino acids. Gene Ontology annotation, molecular function: chitin binding; chitinase activity. The transcript has 3 exons. Gene Ontology annotation, biological process: chitin catabolic process; carbohydrate metabolic process. NCBI's taxonomy places the organism in Eukaryota, Fungi, Ascomycota, Eurotiomycetes, Eurotiales, Aspergillaceae.